AAGCAACAUUGCCGGUCAGAAGCGCCCGCUGGAGGAGAUCCCGGGCGGCGUCGAGGAAGCUCCAGCUGCAAAGCGAACUCGUUCGCAGCACUUCCCCGUCGCCCGGGAAAGCCAGAUUCGAUCGUCGUUGGAUCUGGACGCCGAGCUGGGCGGCGUUGACAGAGACGACUCCUCCACGGCCGACAUCGAGGAGCCUUCCCGCGUCUCGCGUUCCACGCGCGGUGAAGUCCUCGAGAACAACGACACCUGCCGGCAGUGUGGUCGCAUUGGGCAGCUUAUUUGCUGUGAUGGGUGUGUCAACUCCUAUCACUUCUCCUGCCUGGAUCCCCCCCCUGGACCCAGCCAAUCCCCCCCGAGGGAGAGUGGUUCUGCCCGUCGUGCGUGACGCGGAGAUCGUUCGGCUCCCUUCUCAACAACCUUUCAAGGGAGCCGCAACGAGACUUCCAGCUCCCGGCGGGAAUCCGGGACUACUUCCAGGGCGUGCGGACAGGGCAGGACGGGGUGUAUGA
Molecule: messenger RNA, 509 nt
Organism: Rasamsonia emersonii CBS 393.64
Lineage: Eukaryota; Fungi; Ascomycota; Eurotiomycetes; Eurotiales; Trichocomaceae
Exons: 1
Source: RefSeq, a predicted model, not a curated record